Messenger RNA from Drosophila santomea, 551 nucleotides. Its product is annotated as coiled-coil-helix-coiled-coil-helix domain-containing protein 10, mitochondrial. Lineage: Eukaryota; Metazoa; Arthropoda; Insecta; Diptera; Drosophilidae. Gene Ontology annotation, biological process: mitochondrion organization. The record is from RefSeq and is a predicted model, not a curated record. The transcript has a single exon. Gene Ontology annotation, cellular component: mitochondrion; nucleus. Bases 113 to 457 code for a protein of 114 amino acids.
AUCAAAACGCCAUAUGUGUCAUUCGAAAUUCUACUCUACCGUUUGGAAGUAAACCCGAUUUAGCUCAUCUUGAAAUAUACAUAAAUUUGAAGCGCAGAAAAGAAGGGGAAAUAUGCCGCGCAGACAGAGAAGUGCUUCGGUCAGACCAAGUUGCACCAACUAUUCGUCGCCGGUGCUGUUCACCGCCAAGAGUACCGAAAUGGUCUUCAAGGAUGCGGCCGCCCAUGCCGUGGGCGUGGCAGCGGGAUCAGCCGUGGGCCAUGCCAUCGGAUCCGGAAUAACCGGGUUGUUCAGACGACGUGGCCAGCAGCCGCAUCACAGUGAUUUGGUGGAGGAAGGUCCUUGCGCCAAGGAAAUGAGGCAGUUCCUCAAGUGCACCGAGGAAAACGACGAUCUCAGUGUGUGCAAGGAGUUCAAAGAUGCAGUGCGCCGAUGCCACCGCGAAUACAAUAUUUAGGACGAACAAACAGAGGGGAUUUUAAUUUGUCAAAUUUUAAGACGUUCAUGCUGAGCUAAAUAAGUUUCUCGCAAGAAAAUUUAAGUUUUUAAAA